AUGGAAAAUAAACUUACAAAUAUUUCUGAUGAGCAAUAUAACCAAGAGAUCUCCUUUCUUCAAAGGAUGAGGGCUCUAAAAUUCUACAAAUUCGUUUCAAGAUGUUAUAAACCAGUUACUUUUUAUCUUUGGAAUGAGAAAUACUUAAGUGCUUCACAUUUUUUAGGAACAGAUGCACUUGAAACCAAGUUUUGUGUUAAAGACUUACAAACUGAUUGGGGAAUAUAUAAACGAGCAGUAAUUCGUUCUGGAGAUACUAUUUCAAUAAAAUUUCCGUUAGAAUUAUUAGAAGAAGGAGAAAUUUAG
This is a messenger RNA of Pneumocystis jirovecii RU7, 306 nucleotides long. RefSeq lists its product as uncharacterized. Gene Ontology annotation, cellular component: SMN-Sm protein complex. Gene Ontology annotation, biological process: spliceosomal snRNP assembly. Bases 1 to 306 code for a protein of 101 amino acids. NCBI's taxonomy places the organism in Eukaryota, Fungi, Ascomycota, Pneumocystomycetes, Pneumocystales, Pneumocystaceae. The transcript has 2 exons. The record is from RefSeq and is a predicted model, not a curated record.